Molecule: messenger RNA, 2012 nt
Organism: Carassius gibelio (silver crucian carp)
Lineage: Eukaryota; Metazoa; Chordata; Actinopteri; Cypriniformes; Cyprinidae
Product: homocysteine-responsive endoplasmic reticulum-resident ubiquitin-like domain member 2 protein
Exons: 9
Coding region: 405-1586 (393 amino acids)
Biological process (GO): endoplasmic reticulum unfolded protein response
Molecular function (GO): protein binding
Source: RefSeq, a predicted model, not a curated record
ACGACAUUUCCGGAGUCACGCCCGGAGUGACUCCAUUUUGCACGAAAACAAUCUUUGGGGAAGAUUUUUUUUUUCACGGCUGCCUAUAUUUUUGUUUUUCUCUCCUGAUGCUUGCAAAAUACUCUAUUUAUUUUAAUGUCAACUCAUAUUGGGCAUUCUUGCUGUCUGUGGGAUUAAUGUUGACCCUGUAGCUCACCGGCUAGCUCGGGCUGAUUGAAUGCAUCCACCUGUUGCUCAUUCCUUGCGCUGAAAUUUGACUGUGGAGAGCAACAUGAAGGAUACUUAAACCGUUUAUCAACCAUGAAUCAAGUCUGAGGAACCAAAAUAUCCCUGUCCUUGAACAGGACAACCGGUGCAGUGAGAUUUUCCUGUUUCAGAGUUCAAGCGCUGCUUUAUUAUGAACCAUGGACCAGGGUAGAGUUGACAGUCCCGUUACUCUUGUCAUCAAGGCACCCAACCAGAAGUAUGAUGACCAGACCAUCAGUUGUUUUUUGAACUGGACCGUAGAAAAGUUGAAAACACACAUAUCCAAAGUGUAUCCUAGCAAGCCGUUAUCCAAGGAUCAGAGACUUGUCUAUUCUGGACGGCUUCUUCAGGAUCACUUGCAUUUGAGGGACGUGCUAAGAAAGCAAGAUGAAUACCACAUGGUCCACCUGGUGUGUGCGUCACAAAGCCCCCCAUCAUCCCCCACUUCUGGCAAUAAUUCCAGUUCUUUAACAUCAGACAGUGCUGGUCCAUCCUCCUCAUCCUCGACCCCUAGUCAGGAAAUUUCAGCCAACUCUGAUGGUCUACGGUACCGAGGGAACCCAACACAAACACAUGGCGUCAAUCCUGCCCCUACUGGUGUAAUGCAGAGGCCUGAAGGAAUGCCUCUUCCCAUGCAAGGUGGUCCUGCUGCUGGCUUCCCCGCCCAUCCUAUGUACAUGCCGAUGCAAAUGUUUUGGUGGCAGCAGAUGUAUGCACGCCAUUAUUACAUGCAAUAUCAUGCAGCCAUGGCAGCCUCCCGGGCGUCCAGCGCGGCCCCAUUUCCCGCUCCCAGUGCUGGCCCCGCCACUCAGCCGGCUCGGCCUAAUGAACCUGCAGCCCCUAUGGGGCCCAACCCUGUUCCUGAGGACCACCCUGCCAACCCCAACAUCCAGAUGAAUGCUCAGGGAGGAGCCAUGUUGAACGACGAUGAGCUCAACCGAGACUGGCUGGACUGGAUGUACACAGUGUCACGUGCUGCCAUUCUGCUCAGCAUCGUCUAUUUCUAUUCCUCCUUUGGCCGCUUCGUUGUGGUGAUCGGUGCCAUGCUGCUGGUUUAUCUGCACCAGGCGGGCUGGUUUCCCUUUAGAGCAGAACUACAGAAUCCAGGAGCUGGAGAAGGCCCUCAGGAUGAGGCUGAGCAAAAUCUGGAUAUGCAAGAGAUGGAGCGCAUGAUGGAUGAGGGAAUGGAGGAAGAUGAGGGGGACAGCGGGGAGGAAGGUCCUGAAGAACCCAUGAACGCAGACCCUCAUCAGCCGGGCUUCCUCUCAGCCUCUUGGUCGUUCAUCAGCACUUUCUUCACCUCCCUCAUCCCUGAGGGUCCUCCACUCGCUGCCAACUGAACUUAGAUCUCUCCACAUUGUCUGUGGACAGUGGGGAGAAGAAAUUGACAGUAGACAUAAAAAAUAAUAAUAAUAAAAUACAAAAACAAGUAAAAACAUGGUCUGUCAUGUCCUGGAAAGUCUGUAAUGCUGCUUCAAUGGUAUUCAGUUGUCUCCCUAUGCCAAUGCUUUUCUUCCCGUCUUUGUUAACAAGUCAGGGUGAGGUUUCAUAGAUGUGCUGUCCAUGUUGUUAUGAAAUACUUUAUUUCUCAAGACUGGUUGAUAAACAUAAGAGCAUAAGACUUAGUGAAUCAUGCAGUUACUUUAGUGCAUAACUAUUUUUCUCUUUCUUGUGUGUAAAUAAAUAGUAAAUAUUUACAGAUAUGAAUAUAUGCAUCUCAUUAAAAUAAGGUGUGUUUUUGAAUAAAAUCAGGUUUUGUUUUCUUA